Molecule: messenger RNA, 1218 nt
Organism: Arachis stenosperma
Lineage: Eukaryota; Viridiplantae; Streptophyta; Magnoliopsida; Fabales; Fabaceae
Exons: 2
Coding region: 1-1218 (405 amino acids)
Source: RefSeq, a predicted model, not a curated record
AUGGCUAGAAAUUUUGAUGAUAUGUUCAAUGAGGCUUUGUAUGGCAAAAGAAGACGGCAAGAUAACACACUCAUAGAUAACUGGAUUGAUGAGUAUUUACUCGAAGAUUCAGAAGAGGAAGAUAUCGAUAGAAGCCCUAUCCCAAUUACUCGUAGAUGGAUCAACAGAGAUCGAGAAGCAGGACAUGAUUGCCUUUUCCAAGAUUACUUUGCAGAUGAACCGAGGGUUGAUGCAACUGGAAGAAGAGGCUUGUCGCCACUUCAGAAAUGUACCGCUGCGAUACGGAUGUUAGCAUAUGGCGUAGCAACUGAUGCUGUUGAUGAUUAUGUGCGGAUAGGCGAGAGCACUACAAUUGAAUGCUUAGAAAAAUUUGUUGAAUGUGUCAUUUCCGUGUUCCAGGAUGAAUACUUGCGAAAACCCAAUCCAAAUGACGUACAACGCCUGCUACAAAUGGCGGAGGGUCGUGGCUUCUCUGGCAUGUUGGGUAGCAUUGACUGCAUGCAUUGGCAAUGGAAAAAUUGUCCAAAGGCGUGGAAAGGUAUGUACAUGAGUGGUUAUCGUGGGGUUGCAACCAUAGUACUUGAGGUUGUAGCAUCUUCAAACCUUUGGAUAUGGCAUGCGUUCUUUGGAGUUUCUGGUUCAAAUAAUGAUAUCAAUGUGUUAGAUCGUUCUCCAGUGUUUGAUGAUAUUCUAAAUGACCGUGCUCCGGAGGUAAAUUAUACUAUUAAUGGUAAUAAUUAUACAAUGAGAUACUAUUUAGCAGAUGGUAUUUAUCCUGAAUGGGCCACAUUUGUCAAAUCAAUCUCAAAGCCACAAGGUGAGAAACGCAAGUUAUUUGCACAAUACCAAGAAGGGCAAAGAAAAGAUGUGGAACGAGCAUUCGGAGUGUUGCAAGCACGCUUUGCAAUUAUACGUGGUCAAGCUCAUUUUUGGGAAAAGAAAAAGCUUGCCAACAUAAUGAGAGCUUGUAUUAUAUUACAUAAUAUGAUUGUUGAGAAUGAAAGAGACAGUUAUACAGGAAAUUUUGCUCAAGGCUUAGAGUAUGAUGAUGUUGAAAAUGGCUUAUCACAACCUCAGCUGGGAGAGGAAGAUUUUGCACCAUACCAUCAAUUUCUCCAAAGAAAUGCCCAACUUCGAAAUAGGCAGCAGCAUAGACAAUUGAAGGAGGACUUGAUUGAACACAUAUGGCAAUUUCACAAUGCUUGUUGUCAACUAUAG